Messenger RNA from Ruditapes philippinarum (Manila clam), 351 nucleotides. Its product is annotated as acyl-CoA dehydrogenase family member 11-like. The record is from RefSeq and is a predicted model, not a curated record. Bases 1 to 351 code for a protein of 116 amino acids. The transcript has 3 exons. Lineage: Eukaryota; Metazoa; Mollusca; Bivalvia; Venerida; Veneridae.
AUGUUAGGACUGAAGAACGAAACUCUUGCACCUUCAGCAGCUAAGGUUCUGGAUGCCAACAAUGCCAUCAUUAAGUUUGUACAGGACAAUGCAACAAAACAAGAUGUUAUGGAAAUGGCAGCAAGGGAUCUGGCUUUCAGUUUAUGUAGAACUUAUACAGGAGCACUUCUUGUUGAUCAUGCUUGCAGUAAUGUUAGUACACCACAGGAUGUUUAUGUUGCUCAAAGAUGGUGUGAGAAAGAUUUAUCAUUAGUUAAAACCAAUGCACAACUAGGACAGUAUAGCGGUGACUCAACCAAGAAUGAUUUUGAUCUGGUGUAUGAUUGUUACCAUGAGGGCGAUAGACUGUAA